Messenger RNA from Sceloporus undulatus (fence lizard), 1937 nucleotides. It is a transcript of the gene FBXW4, whose product is annotated as F-box and WD repeat domain containing 4. Gene Ontology annotation, biological process: SCF-dependent proteasomal ubiquitin-dependent protein catabolic process. The coding region runs from base 170 to 1393 and encodes 407 amino acids. The transcript has 9 exons. Gene Ontology annotation, cellular component: SCF ubiquitin ligase complex. NCBI's taxonomy places the organism in Eukaryota, Metazoa, Chordata, Lepidosauria, Squamata, Phrynosomatidae. Gene Ontology annotation, molecular function: protein binding. The record is from RefSeq and is a predicted model, not a curated record.
GAGGCCCUUCUUUCUAUCACCGAGGGCGGGACGCGCCCAUGUGACCGGCGGCCAGGCAAGGCUUGGCGGGAGGCAGGGAGCGAGCGAGGGCCGCCUCAGAAGGGGCGGCCUACCGGGGCCGAGAGGCCUGGUCGCCGCCGCCGCUGCUCCUGCCUGGCUGCCUGGCUGCAUGGGUCGCCCGGGGAGCCCUCCUCCUCCUCCUCCUCCUCCUCGUCCGGGGCGCGAGGCCCGCUGCCCCUUGUGGCGCCUCCCGGAGGAGCUGCUGCUGCUGAUCUGCUCCUACUUGGACGCGCGGGCCUUGGGCCGCCUGGGCCAGACCUGCCGCCGCCUUUGCCGCUUCACCGCCCGGGACGCCCUGUGGCGACGCCUCGCCCGCUCCUGCCUCAACGCAGGCUUCAGCGCGCUCGGCGCCGACCUCCUGGCUGGUGUCCCAGUGAAGGACAGAGUCAAAGUUUCCCAAAACUGGAGGAAUGGUCGCUGUCGGAGAAUCCCACUCCUCAAGUGGAAAUGCAAUUUAAUGCCCUGGAUGCAGCUAGAUGGGGACUACCUCUAUUUAUCCCAGGCAGAUGAGAUCCAGGUUUAUUGGCUCCAUCCCAAGGGCACCAGCUUACAACGCUGUCCAGAGGCGGUCUUCUCCAGACACCAGGAGGACGUGUGCCGCUUUGUGCUUGCUAAUGGCCAUAUUGUUAGUGGAGGAGGAGAUGGCGUUAUUAUUCUCCAUAAACUGAAUGGCUCCUUCAGCUUCAAGUUCUUGGGGCAUGAACAAGAAGUGAACUGUGUGGAUUGCCAAGGCAGCAUUGUUGUGAGUGGUUCCCGGGACAGAACAGCAAAGGUUUGGUCCCUGUCACCAAGUAGAGCUGGGCAGUGCCUGCAUACAAUACAGACGGAAGACCGUGUUUGGUCCAUUGCAAUUAGCCCAUUAUUAAGUUCAUUUGUGACAGGAACAGCAUGCUGUGGACAUACUUCACCUUUAAGAAUCUGGGACUUGGGGAGUGGGCAGCUGGUCACCUGUCUAGGAACAGAUUUCCACCGAGGAGCUGGAGUCUUGGAUGUUUUCUAUGAAACACCUUCCACUUUGCUCUCUUGUGGUUAUGAUACCUACAUCCGUUACUGGGAUCUAAGGACAAGCACAAGGGAAUGUGUCAAAAAAUGGGAAGAGCCACAUGAUAGUGCCCUGUACUGUAUUAGGAGUGAUGGAAAUCAUAUGAUUGCAAGCGGCUCUUCUUAUUAUGGUGUGGUACGUCUUUGGGAUAAACGGCAAACUAGAUGCUUGCAGAGCUUCUCCUUGUCAUCUCCUGUUAGUAGUCCUGUUUAUUGUCUACGCUUCAGCACCAGUCAUCUCUAUGCCACCCUGGCAUCUGCAUUGUAUGGUCUUGAUUUCACUAACUCCUGACCGAGAUUGCCCUGGACUUGCAGAUCUGAUACCCAGCUCAGGGAGUACAAAGAAAUAAUGUCUUUGAGACAACCAGCAGACUGAAAAUCACUAAGUGCUAAGGAGAACCCUGUGUAGAGGAGUACACUGGCCUUCUGGUUUCAUUAAAAUUAAUAUCUCCUACCAGCUCUUCUAUUUUGUACAUACUGGGGUUCUAACAUGUGUUUAAUUUUGGUGAGAACAUCAUUCAGUAAAAUUGAAGAUACAUGAAUUCUUUUUCAUAUCCACAUUGAUUACAUUUGGGACCGAGUGCUGAAACUCCCACUGUAUUCAUGUGCUUGUGUUAGUUUUGGAGGAAGUACCCUGGAUAGUGAAGUAAGGAAUAUCCUUUACUUUUGCUUUACUGUCUCAUCACUGCCUCAUAAAUGGCCAGUGUGUUUUAAGACCGAAGCCUUAGUUGGCUUUUUAUAAGUUGUACCAAAUUUAACAGAUACUGACAGUGUAUGGAAUGUUUCUGAGGACUGGUACUAUCAGGUCAAUGAACUGAAUAAAUGGUGAAAGUGGA